Mytilus californianus (California mussel) is the source of this 3825-nucleotide messenger RNA. Its product is annotated as electron transfer flavoprotein-ubiquinone oxidoreductase, mitochondrial-like. Gene Ontology annotation, cellular component: mitochondrial inner membrane. The record is from RefSeq and is a predicted model, not a curated record. NCBI's taxonomy places the organism in Eukaryota, Metazoa, Mollusca, Bivalvia, Mytilida, Mytilidae. Gene Ontology annotation, molecular function: electron-transferring-flavoprotein dehydrogenase activity; iron-sulfur cluster binding. The transcript is spliced from 14 exons. Gene Ontology annotation, biological process: electron transport chain. The coding region runs from base 14 to 1831 and encodes 605 amino acids.
UUUCAAACAAGCAAUGGCUACGCUCAUGAGAAGCGGUUAUAAAACAGUGUCACAUUUCCUGUCCCACUGUAAAUAUGGCAGACUGUAUUCAACGAAGAUAACAACACAUUACACUAUACACUCUAGGGAACAAGAUCCACGAUGGAAAGAUAUAGACAUGACACGAUAUGAAGAUGUGGCAGAUGUUGUGAUUGUUGGGGGCGGUCCAGCAGGCCUGUCUGCUGCUUGUCGUUUGAAACAGUUGGCAAACGAACAAGAAAAGGAACUCAGGGUUUGCUUAGUCGAAAAAGCUCCUGAAAUAGGAGCACAUACACUAUCUGGAGCAUGUAUAGAACCGACAGCUCUAAGUGAACUUUUUCCUGACUGGAAAGAAAAAGGAGCACCCUUAAAGACACCAGUAACAGAAGAUAAAUUUUAUUUCUUAACAGAGAAUAAAACAAUACCUAUACCAGUAUUCCCAGGAAUGCCAAUGAAUAACCAUGGUAAUUAUGUAGUACGUCUGGGUAAUGUUGUACGAUGGUUAGGACAGCAGGCAGAGGAACUUGGUGUAGAGAUCUAUCCUGGUUAUGCUGCUAGUGAGGUAUUAUUUCAUGAAGAUGGCAGUGUAAAAGGAAUAGCAACAAACGAUGUAGGAAUAUAUAAAGAUGGAUCACCUAAGGACACAUUUGAAAGAGGAAUGGAGCUUCAUGCCAAAAUAACAAUAUUUGGAGAAGGUUGCCAUGGUGCAUUAGCUAAACAAUUAUAUAAGAAAUUUGAUUUGAGAAAGGAUUGUGAACCACAGUCUUAUGGUAUAGGUUUAAAGGAAUUAUGGGAAAUUGAUCCGGAAAAGCACAGACCUGGAAGAGUUGAGCAUACUAUAGGAUGGCCAUUUGACAUUCAUACGUAUGGAGGUACAUUCCUUUACCAUUUAGAUGAAGGACCUCUAGUCACAUUAGGAAUGGUGGUUGGCCUUGAUUACCAGAAUCCAUACAUAAGUCCAUUUAAAGAAUUCCAAAGGUACAAACACCAUCCAUGUAUUGCACAAACACUAAGAGGAGGAAAGAGAAUAGGCUAUGGUGCUAGGGCUCUAAAUGAAGGAGGAUUUCAGUCACUCCCCAAGCUGACAUUCCCAGGAGGAAUAUUGGCAGGAUGUAGUCCAGGAUUUAUGAAUGUUCCAAAAAUCAAAGGCACACACAAUGCAAUGAAAAGUGGAAUGGUGGCUGCAGAAGCUGUUUUUGAAACAUUAAAUAAUGAAAGUUUAACAUCAAAUUCACCAACAGCAGGUCUGGAUCCAGAAGUGUAUGAACAAAAGAUUAGAGACAGCUGGGUAUGGAAGGAACUGUAUUCAGUACGGAACGUCCGACCAUCAUUCAACACAAAGUUAGGACUUUAUGGAGGAGUGCUGUAUACUGGCCUGUUCUAUGUUCUCGGCAGAGGAAAGGAACCAUGGACAUUGUCUCAUGGAGGUGCUGAUUAUACUAAACUGAAGCCAGCAGCAGAAUGUAAGCCAAUAGAUUAUCCUAAGCCGGACGGUCAACUUAGUUUUGAUUUGUUGGAGUCUGUAGCUUUAACAGGAACAAACCAUGACCAUGAUCAACCUGCCCAUCUAACACUACUUAAUGAUGAUAUACCUGUCAAUCAUAAUCUAGCAGUGUAUGAUGGACCAGAACAAAGAUUCUGUCCAGCAGGUGUAUAUGAAUAUGUAGAAACAGAAGAUGGAAAUGGGAAAAGACUACAAAUAAAUGCUCAGAACUGUAUACAUUGUAAAACUUGUGAUAUCAAGGACCCUAGUCAGAACAUUAACUGGGUAUGUCCUCAGGGGGGUGAGGGCCCAGCAUAUAAUGGCAUGUGAUAUAGCAGCAUUAGUUUGAUAUAUUGUGAUGAUCUGAGGAGUAAAUGAGAACUAUAUUUGUUCAAUCUUUGAAAGAUUUGUUUUGUAAAAAUUUUAAUCAUUAUUCAUUAAAAAAAGCAUUUAUGACCAGCAAGGAGCAGUGUAAAAGAAACUUUUAUACAAAAUCUGUUAUGCUUUAAUCUUUUGAAUUUUUGUCAUGGAGUGUUUGUGGGUGUUGACAUGGGCAUGGUAUAUGUAGUUAAGGGGUUUAAUAUGUGAUUUAAUUUCUGUUUAUUCAAGUAAACUAAAACAGAGUUUUAUUUUUCUGCUUAAAAGCUCGUUAAUUCAACAAUUAGCAAGUUAGUUUAAACAAAUUGUUUACAUUGUGUACAAUAAUAAGCAGUUAAGUGUUAACAUUGUGUACAAUAAUAAGCAGUAAAGUGUUAACAUUGUGUACAAUAAUAAGAAGUAAAGCGUUAACAUUGUGAACAAUGAUAAGAAGUAAAGUGUUAACAUUGUGUACAAUAAUAAGCAGAAAGGACAAGUUACUAGAUUAGAAAUAUUUUUGGAACAAGUGCUGAUACUGGACCAUACACAUGAUACAAUUAGUUGAAAACAGUCUCAGAGAAAGCACUGAAAAUAUUUGCAUUUCAGUCAAAAGAUUCAUGUUAAGCAGUCAACUUUUGUUUUUUAAUUUAAUUAAAAGCUCAAGUUUAAUGUUUAAAGAAUAUAUUGAAUGACCUUAAUUCUGAAGGCCACAAACUGACUUGAAUAUAUAAGGGAUGGUUAAAGAUUUAUAAAUGUAUGUUUAUAUGCAGAAUACCAUAUAGUUUCGUGCAAAAUUGUUUUUUGGAUUGAUAGUUGUGGAAAUUACUGUAAAGUUUUGUUAAUUAUUGUUAUCAUUUUUUUAUGGAUUUUAAUGGUUGUUAAGACCACAGAAGUUUUUAUGAAACAAAAUGUAUGUGUAUUUGUAAAACCACAGAAGUUUUUGUGUUAUGCCAAGUCCAAAACAAAAGUAUAGUAAUAAAAGAAUUUUGACAGUAAGUUUCAUUGUCAGCUAUUAUAAAAUGGCUGUGUUAGUUAUAUAUAUAUGUGUGUAAAUGUUAGAGGUGUAUAUACUUGUUGAAGAAUUUUGUUUAUGUCGAACAAAAUAAAAUUGGAGUGUCUGUCAGUCUUUAACAUAUCAGUUUGUUUUGUUUCUUUGUCACAAGUGAUGAAAUGAUUAGGUAUUGUAAUGAAUGAAAACUGUUUCUGCAAUAGGUUGACAGUUAUCUGAAUUAGAAGAAUAAUAAUGUCUGUUAAAGAAGAUUCAUGUAAUUAAUAUUCAAUGUCACAUAAGGCUAUCAAGUAUUUUUUCUGACUUUUUGUUGAUGAAAGUGUUUAUGCUAAUUACAAAAAAAAUUUAAAAAAAAUGUCAGUUGUUGACACAUAAUUUACCAAGGAGUGAUUCUGGUAGAUUUAAUGAAUGAAGUCACCUCGAUUUGUCAUACGUUUGCCUGAGACCUAUGAUUACCUUAUCUUUUAUCAACAAUAUUGAUUUUAAUUCUUUCCAAUUUUUAUGAGCUCUGUUGAACUGUCUUGUUGUAUGAAGGUAGACAGUUAACACCUAUAGCCUAUUUUGCUGUAGUACAGAAAUACAAAAGUCAAACAAUUUAAUAUUCUAAACACUGAGGAGAAUUUAGAUUUCACAAAGUAAAUUUGGAAUCCCAUUUUAUUUGAGAAAGGCUUCUGAACUUAACUUUGAAGUUUCAUUGAUGAAAAUUUGGUAUGUUGUUUUAAUGAUGUGAAUGUUUCUACUACUGAAAUAUAUUUAUAUAAGGAAAACUUCUGAAGGAGCUUUUUUAUUGUGUGGCUGGUAUGAAAAUGAACUUAUGGAUUUAUUGAGUCUACCUCAAUUAUUUAUUGAAUUAAUUUUGAUUUGACAGAAUUGAUUUAUUGUAAUUCAAUUUUAUGUUUCAGUUGCUACAUUUUGUAUGGUAUCUGAGCAUGGAGUUAAUAAACUAUGCAUAUUUUUA